CGUUUAUUCGCUGCGCACGCAGACGGUUGUUAGCUGCUCUCUCAGAAAGUAUCUCCAACUCGAACGUAGGUGUGUCAGUUACUGCGCUUGUGUAAGUACUACGCCCCAAGAUCAAAGAUGUCGUAUAGCGCGGAGCGUGCGCUCUCCUUUCUCUAUCCCUUCGUUAUCCUGACAUCGCUCAUCUCCUGCAUUACGUCCGCUGUAGCAUGGACGCAUUGGCGAUAUGUGCUCAAUGCUUGCCCGGACACCAAUUGCGGCUGCGUGUUGCACGGGCGUAGCACCUACAAUAGCUUUGAAGGCGGCAACAUUGCCUAUUGCCAUUAUGCCACCUACGGUUUGGUUUUGCCCCUCCUCUUUGCGGUGGUGUUGGCCGUCUAUCAUGGUUAUCGCAUCUGCAUAGGCAAGGGAAAACGGAAGGCGGGCACGACAACCAUCAGACAGCGCGCUGGCGAUAUGAUCGUGGUCACCACUGAGUCGGAACUAACCCCCGAUGGCCUCUCGCCCUACUAUUGGCUUCCUGCAACUGUCAUAUCAGUUAUUAUGGCAAUUUAUCAGCUGAUCUAUGCUGCCAUUUUCACAGAUGGCUUUGAGGUAACCUGCAAACAGUAUCGCGAGUCCUUGUUGAAGGAGAUUCAAGGAGUUGGCAACAUUGUGCCUGUGAUCAAGCAACGUUUGUCCUGCUCGGCGAUUUUUGACUUUAUGGACUUUAUGGUGGAGAGCAUUUCGUAUGAACGUCGUCGCUAUGGACGCAUCAAUACUUCGGCCUGUUUAUACUUGACAUUAAUUUUGUCCUGGCUGGCACUCUUUGGCUGGCUUAUCAUUUGUGCCAUCAAUAUUAUUAAUAUGCGACGUACGCGACCAGCUCGCGUUUAACUUAAAUGACUUUGAAACGAACAUAACGACUGGCCGAUUAUAUAUGUUCUGCUAUAGCUACAGCUGCAUAUUCGCCUUAUUACUUAGAAUAGAUUGCACAUUCCGAUUUACAUAUACAUUAGUUUUUAUUUAAUAUUUGAAAUAACGUCCACGGUAUCACGUACCGAUAUCAACGCAUUGUACAAAUACAUGUUGAACAAUUUUACGAUAAC
Drosophila albomicans is the source of this 1085-nucleotide messenger RNA. RefSeq lists its product as uncharacterized. The transcript has 4 exons. NCBI's taxonomy places the organism in Eukaryota, Metazoa, Arthropoda, Insecta, Diptera, Drosophilidae. The coding region runs from base 118 to 873 and encodes 251 amino acids. The record is from RefSeq and is a predicted model, not a curated record.